AUGGAGAGCCAGAGCCAGAGCUCGUGCUUAUCGUACGAGAAGCUGAACGGGGUGGCCAGCUGGCUUGGGACCCACGUGGCAUCGGCCUUCUUCGCAUCGCUGGAGCGGUGCUCCUGCAUCAACCUCUCCACCUCCGACGACCACGAAAUGAACCCAGAAGAAGCUCACGACCGACCCCUCAUGCUCUUCGCCUCUCGCUCCGUCAAUCUCAGCGACCACCGUCCUCACUACCCUUCUUCCUCCUCCUCCUCCUCCUCCUCGGCCCCGAACGACGUCGUCAAUCUCCCGGUCUGA
This is a messenger RNA of Prunus armeniaca (apricot), 294 nucleotides long. Lineage: Eukaryota; Viridiplantae; Streptophyta; Magnoliopsida; Rosales; Rosaceae. The record is from the annotation of a GenBank genome assembly.